UCGCCGUCAUCCUCGUGAUCGUCGUCGUCGUCGUCGCUGUCGUCGUUGUGAUCGUCGUCGUGAUCUUCAUGGUCUCUUCGCUAUCGUCAUCAUAAUAUCGUCGUGUGUGCCGUUGCUCCGCUGCCGCUCUCUCUCGGCACGAGAGAGCGAGCGCGUGUGCGUGUGAGUGUGUGUGCGCGUAGCGCGUCGUGUGCGCGUCGUGUGCGCGUCUGCCACCGCUGUCGCUACUCUCUCUUUCUCUCUCUCUCUCUCUCUUUCUCUCUGUCUGUCUCUAUUUCUCUCUCUCUCUCUCUCUGUCUCUGUCUCUGUCUCUGUCUACGCUCGUGUUUUGGCCCGUCGUAAAUCCAUGAACUUUUUUUUUCUACAGUGCGACGAUGAAUGAGACUUGAGCGGGAUGUCGGGCCUCCGCACGCGUCCCUCGCUCGGUCCGCGUUCGUAUAACGGCGCGAGCUCGUGCGGGACGUUCUGAGAGGGGUGAGAGCAACACGAAAUAAAGCGCGACCGCGAAGAUGCCGGCGACGCGACCGCGACACGGCGGCUCCUCUUUCUAUCUUCGAGAAUCGAACUAUCUUCCGGUAAGUACGCGCGCGAGACCCUGCACGCGAUCGAGAAUCCCGAGAGAACAGUGAUCUGUGUUGUGCGCGAAUUAAAAGGGAGCAAUCGCACUUCGUUCCCACUCGCGAAUCGGUCUCCUUCGACGUAUUGGAGGUUAGGUUGCCGGUACAUAACCUCAAACGUUCAGAGUUUCGUAUUAUUCUUAACGUUCUCGCGCGGAAUAUAUCUUACUUCGUACGAGAUAAUCGGCCUUAAUCGAUUGCUCGACAACGAGAGCUUUUAUUUUCUCACCUUUUUUCGUUCCGACCGUUUUUAAUCUCGUGCUGGAUUUUACUACGGUGUGUGAUCGGUGCUAUGGAAUGAAUCGGUGGAACGUAGGACAAUGAAGGCCAAUGGGACGAAUAAUGGCUGCAGCCGCCUGAACACGCCAUUGGCAGCCACCACCACGCUGGAGGAUCCAGGGACACCAGCCUCCUGGAAGGGCCCGCCGCCCGGCUCGGAGGCAUCACCUUUUACGCCAAAUUCUGUUGGUCAAGGUGGAGGUCCGGCAUCGGGCCCUUACAAUAAUACGGGUGGGCCACCUAGUAAUGCUGGUUUUCAAGGACCAAGCCCGUUCCCUGGUGGAGCUGGAAGUCCAGCGGGUGCGCCACCGUAUCAAGGGCCACCACCUGGUUCGGCAACACCUCAGUAUACAGCGUCUCCAGCACCGAGUGGUUCGUCAACGCCUGGUCCUGGACCACAGCCAAACUCCUCCGGAUUUCCACCUCCACCUAACAAUUCCGGGCCACCCUACAAUGGGCCCGGACCUAGUCCAUUUGGUUCACCCUCUGGAGGACCGCCUCAGUUCGUCGGUAGACCUGGUUCCUCCGGUCCACCUUUCGUACCUCCAGGAGGUGGCAAUCCUCAUUUCCCUUCACCUGGUCAACCCUUUGGUGGACCACAGUACGGUAUGCCACCUGGAAGUCCUUUCGGACCUGGAGGGCAUCCCAUGACGGGUCCGAUGGGACCUGGACAUCCGGCCAUGAUGGGUCCUGGUGGUCCUGUCGAUAGAAUGGACCAAGGGGUGAGGGCUUUCUGUCGUUUCGAACCGCGUCCAGGAGCGUUGCAAUAUUUUCCCCUCUUGGCGAGCAAGAGAGACGGUAGAUUGCACGGUAGACUGGCGCGACGACGACGACGACGAUGAGAAGGACGACGUUGACUACGCCCUGCAUUUUUCCCGGGCAUGCGGGUGUAGGGGUGUAAAUAAAUGAAAAAUGAAAAUAAUUAAAAACGCUUUUUAAUAUUCUCCACGGACUCUCUUAUCAUCUCUCUUUCUCUCUCUCUCUCUCUCUCUCUCUCUCUCUCUCUCUUUCUCUUUCUCUCUUUCUUUCUUCUACCUCGAUUGCCAGCUCGCACGUCUCAUCUCUGACGCUUCUUUUUCUCUACAUUUGCGCUUCAUGUACACUUGAGAAGAAAUUCCAUGUAUCUCUAUCUAUCUCUUUUUCCAUCUCCUUCUUUCUUUCUCUAUCAAUCCAUCCCCCUCGCCCAGCACUUUCCGUCUACCUUUAGCUCGGUCUUCAUCCCUGUUUAACCUCUGUACACCUCCCUUUUGUGUUUCAUGUUUCCCGUGUGAGAAACAUCGAAUCUGAGCAUAGAAAAAGGAUACUUAUCGGAUAGAAAAGAGACGUAUAAGUUAAAAACGUCAAUUCUAGUGGACUCUACGGAACAGAAUAAACGAGAUAUUAAACAAUUAUUUGAGCCCUUUAAAUCGUCUAAUCUUGCUGGUAAGCAGCACAGCCGGUAUUACACUUGUUAAGGACUAGCAAAGCAAACUCUGUCAUUGCUAGAUUCACCCUGUCUCUCCCUUUUUAUCAGCGAGUCCAAACGACACCCCAUUCGACAAAACGUUCGCUUGACCCGCGUUGAAAUUUUUUCCUCGACGUUAUACACGUAUAUAUAAAACCCUA
This is a messenger RNA of Vespula pensylvanica (western yellowjacket), 2501 nucleotides long. Its product is annotated as proline-rich protein 2-like. Bases 938 to 1738 code for a protein of 266 amino acids. The record is from RefSeq and is a predicted model, not a curated record. NCBI's taxonomy places the organism in Eukaryota, Metazoa, Arthropoda, Insecta, Hymenoptera, Vespidae. The transcript has 3 exons.